AAGCGGCGUUUACUUAUUUUCCUGUGAUUUCAUCAUUCUCUUCUCCUCGCAUUCACCGCGGUCCAUGCUUCUGCGUAGCGCAGCGUCGGCACUGCUGAGGACCAGCACUGUGACCCCCCCCCUCCGCCCGGCGUCCACGGUCCGGUUCGUUCGCCAGUCGCUCCGCUACCCGCCCCAGAACAGGCCGUUUUCGACGUCGGUCUGCUUGCGCCAGAAGAAGAAGAAGGAGAGAAGCCUGUGGCUGCAGCUGGCGGAAGGACAAACCAUGGACGGCAACAUCGAGGAGAUCCUCGCCCCUCUGAGGCUCGCGGUCAAGGAGCAGGGGGACCUGGUUCGCCAAAUGAAACAGGAGGGUGUCCCCGACGUGGAUGUCACCAGAGCUGUGGCCGAGCUGAAGGCGAGGAAGAGAACUCUGGAGGCCAAGGAACUGUCAUUACAACCCAAAGAUGACAUCGUUGACAGAACCAAGAUGGAGGAUACUCUUAAGAGGAGAUUCUUCUAUGACCAGGCCUUCGCCAUCUACGGAGGUGUGAGCGGCCUGUACGACUUCGGACCCGUGGGCUGCGCCCUGAAGAACAACAUCCUGCAGGCCUGGAGGCAGCACUUCAUCCAGGAGGAGCAGAUCCUGGAGAUCGACUGCACCAUGCUCACCCCUGAGCCUGUCCUCAAGACGUCAGGGCAUGUGGACAAAUUUGCUGACUACAUGGUGAAAGACGUGAAGAAUGGUGAAUGCUUCAGGGCUGACCACCUCCUCAAAGCCCAUCUCCAGAAGCUGAUGUCUGAUAAGAAGUGUGCGGCAGAGAAGAAGGCAGAGAUGGAGGAGGUCAUCACUCAGAUGGAUAACUACACUCAACAAGAAUUGACUGACCUGUUUGUGAAAUACAACGUCAAGUCCCCCACCACAGGAAAUGACCUCACCCCUCCUAUUUCCUUCAACCUGAUGUUUCAGACGUCCAUUGGACCGGGGGGGAAUAUGCCAGGCUAUCUGCGGCCUGAAACCGCUCAGGGAAUCUUCCUCAACUUCAAGCGCCUUUUGGAGUUCAACCAGGGAAAGCUGCCCUUCGCUGCUGCUCAGAUAGGAAACUCCUUCAGGAACGAAAUCUCUCCUCGCUCUGGACUCAUCCGUGUCAGAGAGUUCACCAUGGCUGAGAUCGAGCACUUUGUGGACCCCAAUGAGAAGGUCCACCCUAAAUUCCCCAGUGUGGCCGACCUGGACAUCAUCCUGUACUCCUCUAAGGCCCAGACCAGCGGGCAGUCUGCACAGAUCAUGAAGCUGGGAGAUGCUGUGGAGCAGGGAGUGAUCAACAACUCCGUCCUGGGAUAUUUCAUCGGGAGGAUCUACCUCUACCUUACUAAAGUUGGUAUCGCCAAAGAAAAGCUGCGUUUCCGACAGCACAUGGACAACGAGAUGGCUCACUACGCCUGUGACUGCUGGGACGCCGAAACCAAAACCUCAUAUGGCUGGAUCGAGAUUGUGGGGUGCGCAGACCGGUCUUGUUUUGAUCUGCAAUGCCACGCACGGGCCACAAAGGUCCCUCUGGUGGCUGAGAAGCCUCUUAAAGAACCCAAAGUUGUAAACGUCGUCCAGUUUGAAACCAACAAAGGAGCCAUCGGUAAGGCGUAUAAGAAGGACGCCAAGAUAGUCAUGGAGUAUUUGUCCAUGUGUGACGAAUGCUUCGUUACAGAGCAGGAGCAGCUUCUCAAUGAGACUGGAGAGUUCACCGUCGAGACGGAGGGCAAGACAUUCAAACUCACAAAGGACAUGGUCAGCGUGAAGCGCUUCCAGAAGACUCUGCAUGUGGAGGAAGUGGUUCCAAACGUCAUCGAGCCGUCCUUUGGCAUCGGCAGGAUUAUGUACACCAUCUUCGAGCACACAUUCCAAAUCAGGGAAGGCGACGAACAAAGAACAUACUUCAGCUUCCCAGCUACCGUUGCUCCAUACAAAUGUUCGGUCCUGCCUCUGAGUCAAAACCAGGAAUUCGUGCCCUUUGUGAAGGAAUUGUCUGAGGCAAUGACCAAGAACAGCGUGUCUCACAAGGUGGACGACUCCUCGGGAUCCAUCGGGCGGCGCUACGCCAGGACAGACGAGAUCGGGGUGGCGUUUGGCAUCACCAUCGACUUCGACACCGUGAACAAAACGCCUCACACGGCCACUCUGAGAGACCGAGACUCCAUGAGGCAGAUAAGGGCUGAGGUCAGCGAGCUGCCUGUGAUCGUUCGGGAUUUGGCCAACGGCACACUGACCUGGGCAGAGGUGGAGAGCAAGUAUCCGAUCUUCGAAGGACAAGAGACGAGCAAGAAGGACACAGUUGAAGAGUAAAGCUCGUUCGUCUGCCGCCGCCCCCCCCCCCCCCCCCAUGAAAAUCCACAGACUUGUUGCAUAUGCAUCACUAGGAAGAAUAUGUUGCGACUGUAUUGUGAUAAGCAAUAGUGGUGCACCGAGCCCUCCUUGUGUUCUACACCACUGCAAUCACUACAAAAAAUGUCAUGUAUUCAUCAUAUCUACCUUGUGGAGAAAUAGCUUGCACAGGACUGUUGUUUCCUCGAGGAGCAACGUUUCAUCUAUGUAUGACAUUGUCAAUAUGUUUUAAAAGGGAGAAAAUGGAACCGGGUUGAUUCGGGUGCGCAGUGGAACAAGGCUUCCACCAUUUCACUUUACAGGCAUAUUGAGAUGUUUAACCAUUUCAAUAAAAACAGCCAGCACUUACUGGA
Messenger RNA from Scophthalmus maximus (turbot), 2712 nucleotides. Its product is annotated as glycine--tRNA ligase. The record is from RefSeq and is a predicted model, not a curated record. Bases 65 to 2320 code for a protein of 751 amino acids. Gene Ontology annotation, molecular function: ATP binding; glycine-tRNA ligase activity. The transcript is spliced from 17 exons. Gene Ontology annotation, cellular component: cytoplasm; mitochondrion. Gene Ontology annotation, biological process: mitochondrial glycyl-tRNA aminoacylation. Lineage: Eukaryota; Metazoa; Chordata; Actinopteri; Pleuronectiformes; Scophthalmidae.